GCAGCAGUGUUAUCUCAGCUCUGCACAACGUGCUGCUGUCUCAUAGACGCCAUGGAGUCUUUUAGGAACAGUUAAAACCGAAAUGCGGGCCAUGGGCUAAUGAGAAAGCCAUAUUUGCCGCCUCCAAGGCCGUACACACGUUCGCUAGAGCGUCACGUUGGCGGGGGCUGACUGUCAGCCUCAUUUCUCUCAACUCAAAGAACUUCUCAAGACGAAGGAAAAUAGCAAGCCGUCGAAAGUGUAUUUCAAUAUGUUUCUGAGAUUAUGUGCUAAACUCAACUUCACAAAAUCCGAUCGACGUGACGGUGAGAAGCACGAUGAACAACCCCCGCGUCCGAACACGCAAGUGCAGAAUCGAGUCAUGAAAAAGGCCGAUGUUGACGUGUCAUCCACCCAAGAUACAAAGGCCAGCAAACACCCGAGGGAAAACCUCUGGGAAAUCGCUGGAGAAAGAUUAGAUGACAAAUACCGAAAAUUCUUGGACUUGGAUAGUCCACUCCCAAUCACCAAGGCUAUCGAAGAUGUGAUCGAGUCGACUGAAAAGAAAUACCGCGAGUAUAAAGAAGGUGGGCUCAAAAUUCGGAAGCGGCAUGGGGGACAUAUCAAUGUUCGCGAUUCCGCCAAAAACAUCAUUCGCUAUGCAUUGCAAGCCCAGGACCUUGUCAAGACAAUAGUGUCAUUUGAUCCGACUGGCCAUGCAUCAAGUGCAUGGUCAAUCGUUUCCAUUGGGCUAACCAUGAUAAAUAACGCUAUUGAACGUCGGGACGAUAUUUUCGAGGCAUCCGAAUAUCUUGCUAGUACUCUUUUCUAUUAUGCGAUAGUUGACAGUCAUUACCUGGACAGAAAAGUGGAAAGCGAUCAAGGACUGGAAGAUUCUCUGGUUGAAGUCUACACCGCGGUUCUUCAGUACACAGCCGAAGUCAAAAAGGCCGAAAAGGAAAGCGCAGCUGCCCGCGUGGGAAAAAGCAUCGCAGCCCUUGUGCAGCAGCCGUUGAAAGACCUCAAGGCAGCUAUCGAAACAAAAGGGGAAGCUGUUCAAAAGUGGACGGAUCUUACAGCAACCUUAGAUCACAGACAACAAGCUGAAAGUACACUGGAUCGGAUUGACGAGGCGGUUGAAAGAUUGAAGAUUAUCCAAUCACACCAAAGGAGCUUGCAAGACCGAGAGAUCCUCGAUUGGCUGUCCACGACAUCUUACUCAGACCCCCAAAAUAACACGCAAGACCGCCGAGCAUCAGACACGGGGAACUGGCUUCUUGAGUUAGCCGAGUAUAAAGAGUGGAAGACUACGGCUGGACAGAUUCUUUGGCUACAUGGAGCAGUCGGAUGCGGAAAAUCGGUUCUCUGUUCUACAGUAAUCAAAGAUGUCGAGGAAUUCUGCUAUGCCGAUCCAUCAAGAAAUUUUGCCUACUGGUACUUUCAGUUCAGCAAUGAGGAAACACAAAAAGUGUACAACAUGAUCAGGUCCAUAUUACGGCAGUUCAUGCCGCGAACGCUCCCUGCAUCCAUGAUCAAACUCUGGGAGGGACAUAGUAAUCGAGGUAGCAAGCCACAGCAGCAAAAGCUUGUGGAUAUCCUGGACAUUAUCAUCGAGAAUUUUCAGGGCGAAUUUUUCCUUGUCUUUGAUGCUCUAGACGAGUGCCCUGCAACAGGACAUGCCGAGCGGAGCUUCUUGCUUGAAUCUCUUCAAGGACUGAUGGCAAAACAUCCUUCUAAGAUGCAUAUUCUCGCCACAAGUCGACCAGAGCCGGACAUACGUUCAAAGCUGGAAAAAUAUCAAAACGUGAACCUGGAGAUCGGAUUGGUAGAAGAUGUGGAAACUUUUGUCCGUGCUCAAGUUUCCCAUGGAAGGUUGUGUGAAUGGGGCGCGUCAAUCCAGAAGCAAAUCUUGGAGAAAUUGCUUGAUAUUCCUGAACGCAGGCGCUUUCGCUGGGCUGAUCUACAAAUUAAGCGGCUUGAAGAGUCUAGAACUGAGGCUGAAAUCCAUAACGCCCUUGGUUCUAUUCCACAGACACUGGAAGAUACCUAUAAAGAUACCCUUGAAAGGCUAUCAUCAUAUCAUCGAGAAGCAGCUCGCACAAUAUUGAUCUGGCUCAGUUUCUCUGCCGUUCCGCUCGAUUUAAAAACGGUCGCAGCUGUUGUGUCUUUCCGGUUUCCGGAAGAUGUUGUGACAACCUGCACCACCUCCCUGGUCACUGUGAGCACCUCUGAUGAUACUGUAAGACUGGCUCAUUUCUCCGUGAAAGAAUUUGUGGAUCGCAAAGACACCGAGGGUCAGUGGUAUCAAUUCUCGGCAAUAUCCGGUCAUGAUGCUAUGGCAAACAAAACACUCGACUGUCUUCUUGAUACUACCGAGAUUCUGACAAAGACCACUGCUAUGCAACAACCACUACUGAUAUACGCUGCGACGUAUUGGGACUGGCAUCUGGAAGAGCUAGGAGAUCUAUACGCCAAGCGUACCGGUCUCCAGGAAAAGGUUGACCGUCUGUUUACCGAGCGCGAUAUUUAUUUCAACUGGGUGCGCUUGCUUCAUUAUUAUUCCGACUACUCAUGGGGUCAAACGUUCGAGGAACUCGAUCCGCCUCUGUAUUAUGCAUCAGACAAAGGAUUGAAAACAACGGUAGAGACUUUGCUUGCAAAAGGCGCCUACCCAUCAAAGCUACGUUCAGAUGGAUCCAAGAAUCCCAUAAGUGCAGCCGCGGAACAAGGCCACCUUGAGGUUUUGAAGUUGUUGCUAGAGAAAGUAGAUGAGAUUCCUCGAAGAGUGACUGAAGGCAUUCUGGAGUCCACAAACACCCCUGAGGCUGAUAAAGAGAAACUGGCGGUCAUUUUAGAUAUGCUUUGGGACAAGGGUGCUUUGCAUGAUCAAUCAAGAGCAUCGCGUAAGAUCAUUGAUGAGAGGCUGGUUGGAACAGCAGCUGGAAGCCGCAGAAAAUCGGGCCCCUUACUAAUGAGCCUGCUUCUGGAUCGAAAAGAGAAAAUGACCGUUAAGAUAACCGAGAAGGUAUUACGGGCUGCAUCGCUCAAUUUAAUCUGCGGCACAGAAAUCAUGAAGUUAGUUUUGAAUCGGUGUGAUGGGGAUAUUAAGAUUACCUCAUCAUUUAUGCAGGAGCUGAUAUCGUCGUCGUCAUCGAGUCCUGAUUUCAUGACUGUCGUUCUGAAUAGACGGAUAGACGAGAUCAUGUUGGACGAAAAAUAUGUUGAGAGUUUCGCACGUGGAAAGAAGGAAGCGAUGGAACUACUUCUACAAAAGCGUGGCGAGGAAAUCCAAGUCACGGAGAAAGUCUUGAUUGCAGCCGCCAGAAAUACGCAUGAUGCACAGACAGUGAGGUUACUUUUGAUCAGACGAGAGCCUGGAACGAAUAUCAACAAAGAAAUCCUCAUAAGCGCCGCGAGAAACCGCAGAAAAGGCAGUGAAAUCAUGAAUAUGCUGCUAGAUGAAUUUGGGCAGGACACUGCCAUUGAUGAUGAGAUCAUUCAGGCAAUUGCGGAGAACCCAGAUGAAGGCUUGGACAUGAUGAAAACGCUUCUAUGCAGACAGCAGGCAUGGGUUGGGGUCAGUGAACAGAUUUUGGACAAAGCUGCCACAUGGAAUAAUCGAGAAAUGCUGGAGUUGCUGGUGAAUAAUGCCAGAGGGUCAGAUAUUGCCAUCACUGAGAAGAUUGUCUGCUCCGCAGCUCAAAACAAUGACCAUGCAGUAGAGCUGAUGGAAUAUCUAUUUGAUCUUCGAGGUCACAGUCUUCCAAUUACGGAGGAUGUAUUGGUAUCAGCCGCAACUGCACAGUACUACCAGAGUAGAAGCGAUGAUUUGCUCACAUUGAUCUUGGAGAGACGCCCGGAAAUGCCAGUAACCGAUCGACUGUUGGAAGCGGUAUCUCCUUUCCCUAAUGCCAUCAAGCUACUAUUGGAUCGACGACAAGACCGGCUUCCAAUCGGAAAAAUGAUCAAAAAUAUAUCAACAGGAUAUAAUAAACAACCAAGGGUACAAGAGUUGCUUCUCGAUCGGCAGCUUGUGCAAGUGGAUGAGUGGCUGGUGGAAACGGUUGCCGGUAAUAGUUUGGCUAUGAAGGUCAUUUAUAUCAGAAAGCCGGAGUUUCCAGUGACCCCAAAGGCGGUAUUAAAUGCUGCAGUGGACCCUAAUUCGCUCCACACGCUGCUAAUCAGACAGAAGAACCAAAUCUUGAUCACAGAACAAGUGAUCAAGGCUUCAUUACAGGAUACGAUGCCAGAAUGUGCAAUCGACUUACUGUUGACUCGGUUAGGACCAGCGGCAGUGCCGAUUACAGAGGAUAUACUGAUAUAUGCUAUCCGGAAUGGAAGGAUCAUGGCUCUAGAACUGCUGCUGGAACAACGCCGUGAUUUAAAUCUUGAAGCAGUUUGGGAAGCUAUAUGGCAGGUUACUGAGCUUAACCCAUAUUAUCUCACAGAGGCAACAGGGGUUUUAUUUCGAUACGCCCAUUUCGAUAUCUCGGAAAUGAUGUUAGAGAAGAUUCCAUCUGUGUCCAUGGAUGAAGGUUUUUGGGUUUAUCCUUUCGACGGCCUCAUCCGCUCGUGUUUGCAGCACAGGAUACCGUUACCCACGACAGAGACAGCAUUCGAGUUGAUCGUGGAAAGAGCAAGUGUGAAUACUAUCGAUAUAUUUUUGGAAGACCACCCGGACAUGGAGACUACCGAAAAGCACAUCCAGGCUGUUGGGAGGAAUCCAAGAGAAAACGUGGACAAGGAUGAUUUGGUAUCGCUUCUACUUUCCAAGAAGCCCAAUGUGUUUUGA
Messenger RNA from Aspergillus wentii DTO 134E9, 4771 nucleotides. RefSeq lists its product as uncharacterized. Gene Ontology annotation, molecular function: protein binding. Bases 251 to 4771 code for a protein of 1506 amino acids. The record is from RefSeq and is a predicted model, not a curated record. The transcript has 7 exons. Lineage: Eukaryota; Fungi; Ascomycota; Eurotiomycetes; Eurotiales; Aspergillaceae.